Messenger RNA from Chinchilla lanigera (long-tailed chinchilla), 3315 nucleotides. RefSeq names its product prostaglandin E receptor 1 (subtype EP1), 42kDa (gene Ptger1). Lineage: Eukaryota; Metazoa; Chordata; Mammalia; Rodentia; Chinchillidae. The record is from RefSeq and is a predicted model, not a curated record. Gene Ontology annotation, molecular function: prostaglandin E receptor activity. Gene Ontology annotation, cellular component: plasma membrane. Gene Ontology annotation, biological process: positive regulation of cytosolic calcium ion concentration; adenylate cyclase-activating G protein-coupled receptor signaling pathway; inflammatory response. The coding region runs from base 2068 to 3273 and encodes 401 amino acids. The transcript has 3 exons.
GCCCCGGGCCACCACCCUCUCCCACCGCCCUCCCGACACGGCUCCUGGCUGCCGGCCACGAGGCUUCCAGGCAACGUGAGAUUCCUGGUGAUGGAUGGUUCAAAUCCUACACCCUUUCCGUCCAGCCUGCCCACCAGCCCCCUGCCCUGCACCUUUGUCAGUCCAGCCUGGGGGCAUGUGUCAGUCCCAGCCUCGAGCCCCCAGCCAAUGCUGGACUUUCAAGGUCCACAGCCAUCAAUGGUGCAGUGCUUCACGUGGGACAUAAACCCGGCCUUGUUUUGACAGCCGGCUUCAUCCUGGGAUUGAGGGAUCAAAGACAGGGAGGGUGGGACUCGGGCCAGACCUGCAGGGAAGGGAGAGGAUGGGGCCGGGGCAGGAAUGUUUGGGGGCCAGUUGAGCUGUUGGCCGGGGAAGUCCAGUCCAGCUGGCACCCCAGUUGCAUGGGACUGCUGGGUGGGGGUGUGUCCGAGCCCAGGCCUGUGUUCAUGGGUGGGGUGGGAGCCACAGUUGAUGACUGGGGGCAUCCAAGGCAUGUGGGGGUGCUGAGUGUAUGCUGGGGGACAGCUCUGGUGCUAGGGGUGUGGCUGUGAGCAGGACAAGUGUCUGUCAGGUGUUGGCUGGUGAACAAGUCAAGUGAGGGUGGUGACGGGUAUGGGUGAGUGGGGACCACCAUCUGUGUUCCAGGGUGCAGCUUGUGGCAUCUGGAGCUGUGGAGUCUGACAGUUUCCAUUUCUCAGGGUGUUGCUAUUUUGGAGGGAGGAGUGUAACUGGCCAGGUCUCAGGGUGUCCAGCGUUCUGGGUGAGCUGUCUAGUCUUAGAUUCUGAGCCUUGGUGCCGUAGGUACUGGGGUGUGGCCAGGUCUGGGGGGCAGUAGUAGCACUCCUAUGUCUGGGGUGGACCAAGUGUACCCCUGACCUGGAGGUUUGACAGUAGGGCUCAAAGGUGACCCUGUAUCACCCAGCACUUGAGGGUGCAAUGAGGGUCAUUCUGGAGGGCUGCAUUUCAGGGUGUCAAGGGAAGUGGCUGGUGUCACAGCCACCCAGGAUGGUCUUCAUGCUGGGUAAUGAAAGCAGCUCAGGGCUAGGGAUGUAGCUCAGCGGCACAAGCACCUGCCUGGCAAGUGCGAGGUCCUGAGAUCUAUUCCCGGUACCAAAAAUAAUAAUAAAAGAAAGCAACUCAGUGAGUUCCUGGGUACAACAAUGGUAUCUUAGGGGCAGGUGUGGCCAUUGCUAGCUCUUGGGGUGUGAGGCUGCAUGGAUGUCCCCCAAGGCUAUGACCCUGUUUUUCAGGGCUGGAGGUGAGGCGUGGCUGUGUGUUGGGGUGCAGGGUGUGAAGAUGUCUUGGCCUGCAUGUCAGACAUGUUGUUCAACACACCGGGGAAGGAUGCGGCACUGGCCUGGUCCCUAGACCUCCCAGCUCCCUGGGGCCCUUGCCUCCUCCUUUGGGUGUGGUCUGGGCUUGGGCCCUGGUGUAAAGACUGGGCAGGUCGCAGCCAGGCUGGACCUCCCCAAACUGCCACUGUCACUCAUCUCGACACCCACAAAGGCUCAGGGGGUGGCGCUGUCCCCCAGCCCCUGUGCGAAUGGCCCCCCAGCCCCAAAGCCCUGCUGGGGGCAGCACCACCCCCUGCAGCCUCCCCAGCCCGCCCUGGGCGAUGCUCAUAUUUUCCAGUGUUUAGAUUUUAUCCGCUUUAUUAAUGAGGCGGGCAAGAAGCCCGAGCCCUGGGGAGGGCUGCCCCCGCCCCGCCAGGAGGAGGGGGUCCCAGGGGCCAAGCCAACUCCCAGGAGCCUCCCUUGGAGAAGGAGGGCAGCCGGGGCCCCGAGUGGCCCCUUCCCAGAGUCAGGAGCGCAGAGAGGGGGUCUCUGUCCCUGGAGGCCCCCAGUGGGCGUGCGCAGAGUGGAGCAGCCCCGAAGGCCAGCAGGGCGCGGUGGAGGCGGGAGCUGAGAGCUGCCCCAGGAAGAGGGCGGGCAGGAACAGCCUGGCCAGAGCCGGGCGCGGUGGGCGCUGACGCAUGGGGGCCAUGGGGGCCCGGUGUCCCAGGCAGCACCAGCCCUCCCGGCACCUGACAUGAGCCUCUGCGGGCCUUUGAACUCAAGCCUGCCCGGCGAGGCGAGCACGUGUGAGGCGCCCGGGGUCCCCAACGCGUCGGCGCCAUCGGGUGGUCCCAGCGCGUCGCCAGCGCUACCCAUCUUCUCCAUGACUCUGGGCGCCGUGUCCAACGUGCUGGCCCUGGUGUUGCUGGCACAGGCCGCAGGCCGGCUGCGGCGCCGCCGCUCUGCCGCCACCUUCCUGCUGUUUGUCGCCAGCCUACUGGCCACAGACCUGGCGGGCCACGUGAUCCCGGGUGCGCUGGUACUGCGCCUGUACACGGCGGGGCGUGCGCCGGCCGGCGGGACCUGCCACUUCCUUGGGGGCUGCAUGGUCUUCUUCGGGUUGUGCCCGCUACUGCUGGGCUGCGGAAUGGCGGUGGAGCGCUGCGUGGGCCUCACACGCCCGCUGCUGCACGCGGCGCGCGUAUCGGUGGCCCGUGCGCUCAUGGCACUGGGCGCGCUGGCUGCGGUGGCCUUGGCCGUGGCGCUGCUGCCGCUGGCGCACGUGGGGCGCUAUGAGCUGCAGUACCCUGGUACCUGGUGCUUCAUUGGUCUCGGACCACCCGGGGGCUGGCGCCAGGCGGUGCUUGCGGGCCUCUUCGCCGGACUCGGCCUGGCCGCACUCCUCGCGGCACUCGUGUGCAACUCGCUCAGCGGUCUGGCCCUGUUGCGCGCACGCUGGCGCCGCCACCGCUCCCGACGGCUCCCCGAGGUCGUGAGCCCCGACAGCCGCCGGCGCUGGGCGCCGCGCUCAGCCUCCGCCUCGUCGGCCUCAUCCAUCGCCUCGGCCUCUGCCACCCUGCGUAGCUCCCGGGGCGGCGGUUCGGCUCGUAGAACACGCGCGCACGACGUGGAGAUGGUUGGCCAGCUCGUGGGCAUCAUGGUGGUGUCCUGCAUCUGCUGGAGCCCCCUGCUGGUGCUGGUGGUGCUGGCCAUUGGGGGCUGGAGUCCCAGCUCCCUGCAGCGACCACUCUUCCUGGCCGUGCGUCUCGCCUCUUGGAACCAGAUCCUGGACCCGUGGGUGUACAUUCUGCUGCGCCAGGCUGUGCUGCGCCAGCUGCUCCGCGUGCUCCCCCCUAGGGCAGGUGCCCAGGGUGGCACCACCGAGCUGGGCCCCACCAAAGGCGCUUGGGAAGCCAGCUCACUGCGCAGCUCGCGGCACAGUGGCCUUGGCCACUGCUGACCGCAGGGCCGACCCGCUGCACGCAAUAAAGCCACUUCCAGA